This is a messenger RNA of Neopelma chrysocephalum (saffron-crested tyrant-manakin), 2343 nucleotides long. RefSeq names its product TBC1 domain family member 7-like. The transcript is spliced from 9 exons. The coding region runs from base 421 to 1347 and encodes 308 amino acids. Lineage: Eukaryota; Metazoa; Chordata; Aves; Passeriformes; Pipridae. The record is from RefSeq and is a predicted model, not a curated record. Gene Ontology annotation, molecular function: GTPase activator activity. Gene Ontology annotation, biological process: negative regulation of TOR signaling; activation of GTPase activity.
AGUGGCGUCCCGGUGCCGUUCGGUCUCCCGGGAAGUGGGGGGGGCAUUGAUCCCGUGCCCAAGUGUGCCCGUAUUUUCCUUUGGGAAUGUGGCGGAGGCCGGGAGUCUAGCCCCGAGGGGUUCCACUACAUUGUCAUAGUUACAGGGGCUGGAACCAGUUUAUCACUAUGGGGGUAUAGCCAAAACUAUGUAUUUUGCACCAUCUAUGUCAUUUCUGAUGGACUAUUAAUAAAUGGAUUGUUUGCAGCAGCUGCCCAGGGGCACACCUGACACCUCAGGUAACAACAUGAACAUUUAAUUCAUAUCUGCAACGUAAGAAGAAACCUACAUCCCUAGCUUUAUUCUUUCCUGUCACCCCCUGUGCCACUGAGGCCAAAAUUGGCUCGUCCUUCCUUCUCACUGCCUCAUUUGGAAUCAGUAAUGGCUGAUGACUCUCAGAGGAACUUUCGCUCAGUGUAUUAUGAAAAAGUGGGGUUUCGUGGAGUUGAAGAAAAGAAGUCACUGGAAAUUCUGUUAAAAGAUGACCGUUUGGAUAUUGAGAAGCUUUGCACAUUUAGUCAAAGGUUUCCACUCCCAUCCAUGUAUCGUAUACUGGUGUGGAAAGUGCUUCUAGGAAUUAUUCCUCCUCACCAUGAAUCUCAUGCUUUGGUGAUGAAGUGCCGAAAGGAGCAGUACUGGGAUAUACACCAUGCUCUUCGUGUAAUUCGCUUUGUUAAUGAUUCUACCCCACAGGUAGAUGUUUUCCUGCGCAUCCAUCAACUGGAAUCAGGAAAAUUGCCUCGAAACUUGGCUUUCUCAUUGGUCAGUGAACUGCAAGUCACCUCACAAAUGCAUGUAGAUAGACAAGAACCUGAAGAUGAAGUGUUUCUUGUUAUUGCUAAAGCAAUGGAGGAAAUGGUGGAGGAUCCUGUAGAAUGCUAUUGGCUUGUCAGUUGCUUUGUGAAUCAGCUGAACAGCAAGCACAAAGAUUCAUUACAACAACUGCCAAAAGUUCUGGAGCAGUAUUUGAACAUUGAAGAUAACAGACUCCUGAUGCAUCUGAAAGCAUGUGCUGCAAUGAGCAAGCUCCCUUAUGAUCUUUGGUUUAAAAAGUGUUUUGCAGGAUGUUUACCUGAGUCCAGUUUACAGAGGGUUUGGGACAAAGUUAUUAGUGGGUCCUGCAAGAUUCUCGUUUUUGUUGCUUUGGAGAUAUUAUUAACCUUUAAAAUGAAGAUAAUAGCGCUAAAUACUGCAGAAAAGAUCACACAGUUUUUGGAAAAUAUUCCUCAAGACAACACUGAUGCCAUUGUCAGCAAAGCUGUUGAUCUGUGGCGCACACACUGUGGGACUCCAGCACACUCAGUCUGAGAACUCUCUUUGCUUGUGACAACUUGGGAAAAAAAAGACAUUUGAAAAGACAUUAUACCACUCUUCCCCCAUCCUAGUGUGAUGUUCUUCAUUAACCUAUGUAAAAAUGCUAUUAAAGCAUAGUGACCAAUUGGCAGAGACUGAAAAGGUUAAUGAUUUGCGCAUUCUAGAAUCUCCAGGUUUUUUGCAGGCUGGGAAGAGGCGGCUGCUCACCCAGCAGGGCCCAUCCCCCCACUAGUGCUGCUGAGGGGUCGAGUCCUGAAAAGGCGGGAAGUGCCAUAUUUGCCAUGCCCUUCUCAUGAACUCUGCGUGUCUGGCCUGGGCUGUUGGAGGCUUGUGGCACGCCUGUCAAAGCCCAUCCCCGCGCCAAUCCUGAAAGGCGAGAAAAACCCUUUUACCAUGCCCCUCACAGGAGCUCUGCGCAUGCCCAGGAGACGUUGGAGGCUCGUGGCAUGGCCCAUGACACUAUUCCAUGGUAAAAUUCCCCACUUCGGGGAGGUACAAGGUGUUCUGGAAGUAUAUGAUAACUCAUAAAUUCUUUGAGUGUGUGGACCUCCCUCCCCCACCCCCAACGGAUCAAGACCACCACUUCAACUAAUAGACAUUGAAGCUGCAACCCCAAGUUUCAUCGCUGGACCCUGUGUGCAUUGACUAUAUAUAUCUUUCCACCUUUAUCCUUUCUUUCCCUUUCUCUCCCUUUCUCUCCCUUAUGCAUUUCCUUAAGUGUUAUCCUAAUGAUUGCCGUAAUGCUAUAGAUGGUAGAUAUAGACGGUAACACCCAAAAUGGCACCAUACCUGUUUACCUUUGAAACAAAAUUGUUCUAAAAUAAACCCUACAUAUAUAUGUUUUCAAACACUGAUUAUUCAGUGUCGUUUUCACUCUAAUCCACUCCAAGGAAUUUAUUAAUAAGAACCUGGGUAAACCCCCCCCUCCUUUCUGGGGUGGGUCACAACACCAAUAUGUAAAUAUUUUUCAAUAAAUACUGGUGGAAUGAA